ACCAACGCCAAAGAAACGCCCCCGUCGUGUGUUGGGUUGUGGUGUGUACUAUUGACGGUGCGUGUUGCCGUGUCUGGUUCUCUUAUAUAUUUAAUUGAAUCGUUGAUUUCACUCUUUGGAUAAAUUUAAUUUCCUUCACCGCAUUGGCGAGUUAGUCGUUUUGCCGACAGUUUUGAUAUAAAGGAUCUAUGACAGGUAGACUGACAAGCAUGCUAUGACGUCUCCUGUGAUGGAAUACAUUAAGGUGGAGGGGAGCCUUAUCUUACCUGCAAAAGUUGAUGGCCCACCUGACGUCUUCCAGUGCCCUUAUUUCACCUUAGUCAAACCCAGCUGGGUCCCCGAUGAAAGCUCCAGCUACUGUGAGCUCUGCUCCACCAGAUUUACGCAACUCAAACGACGUCAUCACUGCCGCAUGUGCGGUGCCGUGCGGUGCGCAAAGUGCUGCAACGAGAAGGUCCCCCUGCCCCAGCUGGGCAUCGAAGAGGCGGAGAGGGUGUGUGAGUCAUGUAAGACUGUCACGGAGCUGGUCACAAAGUCAAGGUCAUCCAUUAAGGCCUAUUUGACGGACUCGGCCAAGGGUUUAGCGGCCUUCUCCAGACACGACAAGCAUAUCAAAAAGUUGAUUGAACUUGGUGGGAUGCAGGCGUUGAUAGUACUGGCAUCAACAGACAACAUUACUGUGCUGGGUCACGUGGCGUCAGGCAUCCAAUCGCUGUCCACUCACACGUCACUUCACAAACACUUGGCCGAGGCUGGAGCUAUCAAGGCCAUCUGCAAAAUCUUGAGCACAGUGGGGGAUAAGAACCAACAAAUUGCUGUAGACUGUAUCAACGCUCUCAGGAUAUUCUGUAACACACCUAACUUAAAGACUAAAGCCCUGGACGACGGGGGCCUCCAGCCGGUGUUGAACCUGUGCUGGUCGAGGGACGACACGGUGGCGCUGCUGUCCAUCAGCACACUCAGCCUGAUCGCCGAGCACCUGGGCACACACGCCGCCAUCGUCGACAGCAAGCACAACGCCGUUUCACGUCUGCUGCAGCUGACCGCAUCAGCAGACGAGCAGAUGCAGGAGGUGGCGCUAAAAACGUUGGCCAUUUUAUCGACAGGCACACACCAACACAGGCUCAGGCUGAUUCGGGAGGACGCCAGCUCCGACAGGAGGUUGUCUAAGCUGCUGGACAGCAACCCCAACAACCCACAGAUCCUGUGUAACGCCGCCUGCCUUGUGGCCAAUCUGGCAAUAGCAUCAGAGGAACAGGGCUACCUCCAGGAGCUGUUGUACAGCUGCUGCAAGAGGCUGUCCACUGCUGACCACAACACAGAGCUGUUGUGUCACCUGACCCGCGCACUGGCCAACUUUGCUGUUUACAAGUCAAAUACAAAUCAUUUAAUCCAAGCAGUUCCAGAGAUCGUCCAACUUUGCCUCAAGUCGUCAACAGCACCUGUACAGGUACAGAGCAUGCGCCUCUUGUUGAUCCUCCUGGGACACGCCCCUUCACGGAUGGCCUCACUACUCACAAGUGAGGGCGGCCACACGUUCCUGACCAACCUGGGAGAACUUCCUGGGUUUCUGGACACUGUCCAGAACUCUUUGACCACCGAAGCCCCGGGGAUAGCCAGACCUCUCUAGUCCCGACCCUCACCAGCUGCGGCCAGACAACUGCCCUGUCACGUGACUACCGUCAACCCCCGGGCGUCUGGUGUACAACUUGUUGGCGUUAGGAUCGGACUUACGCUCUGAUGUCGGUCAAUCCAUGACUUUUAAGUCAACCCAUGACUUUUAAGUCAAAACAUGACUUUUAAGUUAAACUAUGACUUUUAAGUUAAACUAUGACUUUUGGGACAAACCAUGACUUUUAAGUCAACCCAUGACUUUUAAGUCAACCCAUGACUUUUAAGUCAACCCAUGACUUUUAAGUCAACCCAUGACUUUUAAGUUAAACCAUGACUUUUAGGUCAAUCCAUGACUUUAAGAGCCCAUAUGUCUUUCGUUGGAACAACCACUUAUAAUAUUGUCUAUGUCUGUGUGAGUAUGUGAGUGUUUCUGUGUUGGUGUCCGUGUAUGGUAACUAAGUGAUGUUGUGUUUGUGUAGAUGUGUCAGUGUGUUUGUGUAGAUGUGUCAGUGUGUUUGUGUAGAUGUGUCAGUGUGUUUGUGUAGAUGUGUCAGUGUGUUUGUGUAGAUGUGUCAGUGUGUUUGUGUAGAUGUGUCAGUGUGUUCUGUUUUGGCCAGUUGUUCUUGAUAUUUCUUGAUAUUUUUUUACAAUUGUUUUCAAGCAAAAAUUUGAAUAAAUAAAAAGUAUGACCUGUACAAGAAUUGUGUACCAAAUAAAUGUAAAAAAGCUACUGAUGCUACUGUACAUGUACACUUAAGAUGUACAUCAUUGAUGAGUACCAUUGUUGUUACUCAUCAUUCGCCAGCCAUAACAAAAACCAGUUGGAUAUUAAUCCGAUGUUUGAACCGAGUUAGAAUACAUUGCUAAGAAGGUAUAUUAAUCCGAUGUUUGAACCGAGUCAGAAUAC
This is a messenger RNA of Physella acuta, 2521 nucleotides long. RefSeq lists its product as uncharacterized. NCBI's taxonomy places the organism in Eukaryota, Metazoa, Mollusca, Gastropoda, Physidae. Gene Ontology annotation, molecular function: metal ion binding; protein binding. The record is from RefSeq and is a predicted model, not a curated record.